UCUAAUCUUAAGACUACUAGUAUUAGUAUUUAGUAUUAGACAACCCAAAAGCCAAAAGGCAAGCUCUCCGUUUCUAAGCUCCUUCCUAAGUUCCCAUAUAUGAUAUUGAGUAUAAAAUGAUGGAAAAAUAGUACUAGUUUAUUAUAGAUAUCUAAAAUUUCUGUUGAAUAAGUAACCCACAUACAAGCUAAGUCACAAGACAGCUCACUACUAGUUUGUUUGAAAAAACCAUCAAAUUAAAAUUGGCCGGAGAUGUGGCGAACGGCGGCGAUGAUGGUGGCGUUACUAAGUAUCUUAUUGACGGCGACGGCGACGGCGACGGCGGUGGAGCAACAUCAGCAGCAGUACAAGAAUGCAUACGCUACGAUGAUGUACAUGGGAACACCUAGAGACUACGAGUUCUACGUGGCUACACGUGUCAUGAUGAGAUCUCUUCUUCGACUUCAUGUGAAAGCUGAUCUUCUUGUCAUUGCUUCCAUUGAUGUUCCUCUUCGUUGGGUCCGCACUAUGGAAGAAGAAGAUGGAUUAAAGGUAGUGAGGGUGGAGAACGUAUAUAACCCUUAUAGGGCUAACAACCCUAACGACAGAUUCAAGUUAACCAUGAACAAGCUCUACGCUUGGAAUCUGGUGGACUAUGAAAGAGUCGUCAUGCUCGAUGCUGACAAUCUUUUCCUCCAAAAUGCCGAUGAAUUGUUUCAAUGUGGCCAAUUUUGUGCUGUCUUCAUUAACCCCUGCAUCUUCCACACAGGUCUCUUCGUCUUGCAGCCAUCAAAAGAAAUUUUCAAAGACUUGCUUCAUGAAAUCGAAAUAGAAAGGCCAAACUCAGACGGGGCAGAUCAGGGUUUUCUAGGCAGCUACUUCUCUAACUUGCUUGAUAUGCCCAUGUUUCAUCCACCACCCAAUAACACAAAACUCAAUGGCCAAUAUAGGCUUCCUUUGGGCUAUCAAAUGGAUGCUUCUUAUUUCUACCUGAAACUUCGCUGGAAUGUACCAUGUGGACCAAAUAGUGUCGUGACCUUCCCUGGAGCUGUAUGGAUGAAGCCAUGGUAUUGGUGGUCAUGGCCUGUUCUUCCUCUUGGUUUCUCCUGGCAUGAGCAACGCCGCAAUACUCUUGGGUAUGGUGCAGAGAUCCCCAUGGUGAUACUUGAGGCGGUUCUUUACAUAAGCAUCAUAGCCAUUACUCGUUUAGCCCGACCAAACUUUUCUAAGCUUUGCUAUCGUCGUAUUGACAAGAGUGCUAUGGUAUAUCACACUGGUCUAAAAUUCUUAGCCAUGGCAUCGAUUAUUGCGGCCUAUGUUGUUCCCUUCUUCAUUAUCCCUCACACCAUUCACCCUGUAGUAGGGUGGAGCCUAUACUUGUUAGGCUCAUUCUCUCUUUGCACGAUUGCAAUCAACGCAUUCCUGUUGCCAACGCUAGCUGUGGUGACACCGUGUCUUGGCAUAUUUGGGGUACUCCUUGUGAUGGCAUGUCCUUGGUAUAAGGAUGGAGUUGUGAGGGCACUUGCCGUAUUUGCUUAUGCCUUUUGCGCUUCCCCUCUGUUGUGGGUUUCUUUCACUAAAGUUUUGGGAACUCUUCAAGUUUCUUUAGAAAGGGAGGCUUUUUUGCCUAGCAGAUUAAAUGAUUCCCCACCACCUCUUGGGUUUAAUAAGAUCUACUAAUGAUAUGACCAAUUAACCAAUCACACCAUACUGUCUAGGUACAACUUUUACUGAUCGUCAAGUGUGCUGGCAUCACCCAAGACAUUUUUUAUUGUACAUAUAGAAUUGCAAUUAACAAACAAGAGGGUGAACUCUUCAGUAAGUUUAGUUGGAAAACACGAGAAAGUUGUAUGUUAUUGUACAGAAAACAUUCAUAUCAAUUAAUUUUAAAUUGUUAUUGGUAUUCACAAAUUAAAGUGUUUGGAAUUGUCCCCCGGAAGUAAUUUCACAUUGCAAGGGUAAUUUGAACUGGUAAUGUGAUAACUAAACUCGGACAAAUAUUAUAUUAUAUUCUUGGUCGAUAAUGUUGCAUGAGAGUUUAAUGUAUGA
This is a messenger RNA of Beta vulgaris subsp. vulgaris (sugar beet), 2028 nucleotides long. RefSeq names its product putative glucuronosyltransferase PGSIP8. The transcript is spliced from 5 exons. The coding region runs from base 253 to 1659 and encodes 468 amino acids. Gene Ontology annotation, molecular function: glycosyltransferase activity. The record is from RefSeq and is a predicted model, not a curated record. NCBI's taxonomy places the organism in Eukaryota, Viridiplantae, Streptophyta, Magnoliopsida, Caryophyllales, Amaranthaceae.